Volvox carteri f. nagariensis is the source of this 927-nucleotide messenger RNA. RefSeq lists its product as uncharacterized. The record is from RefSeq and is a predicted model, not a curated record. Gene Ontology annotation, cellular component: nucleus; cytosol. Lineage: Eukaryota; Viridiplantae; Chlorophyta; Chlorophyceae; Chlamydomonadales; Volvocaceae. The transcript has 5 exons. Gene Ontology annotation, molecular function: protein-N-terminal asparagine amidohydrolase activity; protein-N-terminal glutamine amidohydrolase activity. Bases 1 to 927 code for a protein of 308 amino acids.
AUGGCAUCGUCGGCGAAAACGCUUUCCGGUACCGCGAUCAAACGAGUCCACGGGGCUCUGCAAAUGUUUCCAUAUACCUCUUGCUACUGCGAAGAAAACGUUUAUCUAUUGGUUUCUGAGCUCGUUCGGCUCGGCUAUGCGUCUUCCUUGGACGAGCUUUUUGUGGUGUUUAUUAGCAAUCCAGCCAAACAGGUGCCCUUGUGGACACAACGGGCUGGUUUCGGAGCGAGUCACACUUCGGAUGGCGAUGGCAGGGGCGUCCAUUGUGACGGCAGCGGCGGCGCCCAUGACGAUGACGGCGACGGUGGCAAAGUAGACAGUGACGGCCAUGGAAGCAGGAAGGAUGGCGUGAAGGAGGAAGAGGAGGAGGAAGAGGAGGAGGAAGAGGAGGAGGAAGAGGAGGAGGACGGGGAGGAGGACGGGGAGGAGGAAGGGGAGGGGGACGGGAGCGAUGCGGACAGCCGCGGAGGAAGCGGUGAAGAAGGGCUGGUGGUGUGGGAUUACCACGUCGUACUCCUACAGGCACUACCGCCAUCCGGGCCACCGCGGCCGACAGCAGUAGCGGCAGUAGCAGCCCUGGCGGCGGGCUCCGAGGUCGCAGCAGCGGACCGCCCGCCUAGGGAUGGCAAGGCAGUAGCAGCAGCUGCUGCCGCUGCAGCCAAAGGGGCUUCGGGAAGCGCGACCCUUGUCUGGGACCUGGACUCGGUCCUGCCGUUCCCCUGCAGUCUUGAGCUGUACGCGCGACGAGCGUUGAAGCUGCCGCAGUCCGCGGGGCUGCCGGUGGCACCAUCAAUGAGCCUGCUGUCGAUGACGGCGGGGCUGUACGGCAUCGUACUGGACGAGCAACAGUUCUUGGCCAUGUUUGGUGUGCAUGGAGCCGCCGCCGCCGCCGCCGGUGGUGGUGGUGGUGGUGGUGGUGGUUCAUGA